Messenger RNA from Condylura cristata (star-nosed mole), 4139 nucleotides. It is a transcript of the gene AUTS2, whose product is annotated as autism susceptibility candidate 2. The record is from RefSeq and is a predicted model, not a curated record. The coding region runs from base 892 to 3315 and encodes 807 amino acids. The transcript has 15 exons. NCBI's taxonomy places the organism in Eukaryota, Metazoa, Chordata, Mammalia, Eulipotyphla, Talpidae.
UCGUACGGAUUUGGUUCGCUUGCACCCGCUUUCGGACUUCGGCGAGGAAGGAGAGAGACUUGCGGACGGACCCCUGCCGGAGUUGGGCGUUUUCUCUUCGUGUGUUUGGCUGCUUUUCCCCCUGGUCUCUGACGACCCCCCAUCGUGACCCCUGCUAAGGAACCAAACCAUGAACUUGGGGCUGACGGGACCUCUUUAACCCUUUGCGACCAGGCAUCAGAUGCCAGCUCUGAAAAACUCUUCAAUACUGUUAUUGUAAACAAAGAUCCGGAGUUAGGCACACUACCCGAACAUGACAGCCAGGAUGCAGGGCCGAUUGUCCCCAAGAUAUCGGGUCUAGAGAGAAGCCAGGAGAAGAGCCAGGACUGUUGCAAAGAGCCGAUCUUUGAGCCUGUGGUGCUCAAAGACCCCUGCCCCCAGGUCCCCCAGCCGCUUUCUCAGGCCCAGGCGGAACCCCAAGUGCGAGCUCCUUCUCCGGACCCUGACUUGGUGCAGCGCACAGAGGCCCCGCCUCAGCCCCCACGACCAAGCACACAGCCACCACAAGGCCCCCCAGAGGCCCAACUCCAGCCCGCUCCACAGCCUCAGGUGCAGAGGCCACCCAGGCCACAGUCUCCCACGCAGCUGCUCCACCAGAAUCUCCCACCGGUGCAGGCCCAUCCCUCGUCUCAGAGCCUCUCCCAGCCACUGUCUGCUUACAACAGCAGUAGCUUAAGCCUCAACAGUUUAAGCAGUAGCAGAAGCAGCACCCCAGCGAAGACUCAACCUGCCCCGCCUCACAUCUCCCAUCACCCCUCAGCCUCCCCAUUCCCCCUCUCACUACCCAACCACAGCCCCCUACACAGCUUCACGCCCACCCUCCAGCCCCCCGCACACUCACAUCACCCCAAUAUGUUUGCCCCUCCCACUGCUUUGCCUCCUCCACCACCACUGACAUCAGGGAGUCUGCAGGUCCCCGGACACCCGGCGGGGAGCACCUACUCAGAGCAAGACAUCCUGCGACAGGAACUGAACACACGAUUUUUGGCCUCUCAGAGUGCUGACCGUGGGGCAUCCCUGGGCCCUCCGCCCUACCUGCGGACCGAGUUCCACCAGCACCAGCACCAGCACCAGCACACGCACCAGCACACGCACCAGCACACCUUCACGCCGUUCCCCCACGCCCUCCCGCCCACCGCCAUCAUGCCGACGCCAGCACCUCCCAUGGUGCGUACCCCAGGCAGAAAUUUUGACAAAUACCCUACAAAAGUUGACCCAUUCUACCGGCACAGUCUCUUCCAUUCCUAUCCUCCUGCAGUAUCGGGCAUCCCCCCUAUGAUUCCACCCACUGGCCCUUUUGGUUCACUACAAGGAGCAUUUCAGCCGAAGACAUCCAACCCUAUUGAUGUUGCUGCUCGGCCUGGGACAGUCCCUCACACACUGCUCCAGAAGGACCCAAGGUUGACAGAUCCUUUCAGACCUAUGUUAAGGAAACCAGGGAAGUGGUGUGCUAUGCAUGUUCACAUUGCCUGGCAGAUCUACCACCACCAACAGAAAGUCAAGAAACAGAUGCAGUCAGACCCACAUAAACUGGACUUUGGACUGAAGCCUGAGUUCCUGAGCCGGCCCCCAGGCCCCAGUCUCUUUGGAGCCAUCCACCACCCCCAUGACCUGGCACGGCCUUCAACUUUGUUCUCUGCUGCUGGUGCUGCACACCCAACUGGGACCCCCUUUGGGCCGCCUCCUCAUCACAGCAAUUUCCUUAACCCUGCUGCUCACCUAGAGCCUUUUAAUCGGCCGUCUACGUUCACGGGCCUCGCAGCAGUUGGCGGCAAUGCCUUCGGGGGACUUGGGAACCCUUCAGUUACACCCAACUCAAUGUUCGGCCACAAGGAUGGCCCCAGUGUGCAGAACUUUAGCAACCCUCACGAACCCUGGAACCGGCUGCACCGAACGCCUCCGUCGUUCCCGACCCCUCCGCCCUGGCUGAAGCCAGGGGAGCUGGAGCGUAGCGCGUCCGCUGCAGCUCAUGACAGAGAUAGAGAUGUAGAUAAACGAGACUCAUCUGUUAGUAAAGAUGACAAAGAAAGGGAAAGCGUUGAGAAAAGACACUCUAGCCACCCUUCACCAGCACCUCUCCUCCCGGUGGGCACCCUGGGACAUAACCGCAGCUCCGCUGAGCAGAUCAGGGGUCAUUUGAACACUGAGGCUCGAGAGAAAGACAAAUCCAAAGAGAGGGAGAGAGACCACUCGGAGUCCCGUAAAGACCUGACCGCCGAUGAGCACAAGGCGAAGGAGGGCCACCUGCCUGAGAAGGACGGCCACAGCCAUGAGGGCCGAUCCGUGGGGGAGGAGGCCAAGCAGCUGGCCCGGGUGCCAUCGCCCUACGUGCGGACCCCCGUAGUGGAGAGUGCCAGGCCCAACAGCACCUCGAGCCGUGAGGCAGAGCAGCGCAAGAACGAGCCAGCCUACGAGAACCCCAAGAAGAGCUCAGAGGUCAAAGUGAAGGAGGAGCGCAAGGAAGACCAUGACCUGCCUCCAGAGGCCCCCCCAAGCCACCGGCCCUCGGAGCCGCCGCCUCCAAACUCCUCGUCCGGUGUGCACCCAGGGCCCUUGGCUUCCAUGCCCAUGACGGUGGGGGUGACGGGCAUUCAUCCCAUGAACAGCAUCAGCAGUCUGGACAGGACUCGCAUGAUGACCCCUUUCAUGGGCAUCAGCCCCAUCCCAGGCGGAGAGCGCUUUCCAUAUCCUUCUUUCCACUGGGACCCCAUACGGGACCCUUUGAGGGACCCCUACCGAGAACUUGACAUUCAUCGGAGAGACCCACUGGGCAGGGACUUUCUGCUGAGGAACGACCCUCUCCACCGUCUCUCGACACCCCGGCUCUAUGAAGCCGAUCGCUCCUUCAGGGACAGGGAGCCUCACGAUUACCACCACCACCACCACCACCACCCCCCUCUGUCUGUGGACCCGCGGCGGGAGCACGAGCGAGGGGGUCACCUGGAUGAGCGGGAGCGCUUGCACAUGCUCAGAGAAGACUAUGAGCACACACGGCUCCAUUCGGUGCACCCUGCCUCCCUCGACGGACACCUGCCCCACCCCAGCCUCAUCACGCCGGGACUCCCCAGCAUGCACUAUCCCAGAAUCAGCCCCACCACGGGGCACCAGAACGGACUCCUCAACAAGACCCCUCCGACGGCAGCACUGAGCGCGCCUCCCCCACUCAUUUCUACACUGGGAGGGCGCCCUGUCUCUCCCAGAAGGACUACUCCUCUGUCCGCAGAGAUACGGGAGAGGCCUCCUUCUCACACCCUGAAGGAUAUUGAAGCUCGAUAAGGAAAAGAACAGGACACGAAGAGGAAACCCUACACCCACAUACCGGCAAGAAUGAGAAGAGCGAGCAUGAGAGAACUCCCAUAUCCCGCACAGACUGCCAGGGAGAAGCCCCGCUCCUCCCCUUGUAAAAAAUGUAUAGACUCGGUGCAGAUUUUGAAACGUUUUUGUAUAUUAUAAGUUGAAAUUUUUCAGGUCUUUUAGCCAAGUCAUAAGUUCUCAUGUCUCCUACUCUUUUAGUCUCUCGUAUAAAACUUUUCAAUUUGAACCAAAACAGUGAAUAUGACAACACGCACCAAUUUGGUGAUAGUGGGGAGGGCGGGGGAAGCCGCCACUCGGUCCGCCAUGCAGAGUUCUUUCAGAGGCGAAGGGAAGGCCGUGUAUAUAGUUAUGUAAAAAGAGAUUGCUUCAUGAGCUAAUGGUUCAUAUAUGCAAAGGGUAAGAUGAAAGCUUUACUUUGUACAAAUGUAAAUAGCUAAAGAUUAAGUAACAUAAUACAUUAAUACUUCUUAAAAUGUGCUAUUUGCAAACUUAAUAUCAGUGAACACAGCCUUCCACGGCUGUGUUCCCAUAUAUUGUUAUAGACAGCUAAACCCUUCAACUAUGCAAUGAAUGUUAGGGCUUUUCACAAAAGCCCGUCUAACUCAAAGGAGCCUUUUCAAAUCCAUUUACAACAUACUUAAGGUCAUAUUUUCCCUGAACAAGCGCUUACGUGAUAUGACUCUGUUUUCCUUGCUUGUUUUUUCAAACGGAGAAACAUCCGAUCUUGCAAAUUGGACCCCAGGCUGAAACUUUGCAUCUGAAGUUGCUGCUUGUGGGCUCUCGGG